Molecule: messenger RNA, 942 nt
Organism: Dictyostelium discoideum AX4
Lineage: Eukaryota; Evosea; Eumycetozoa; Dictyosteliales; Dictyosteliaceae
Gene: thfA
Product: methylenetetrahydrofolate dehydrogenase (NAD+)
Exons: 2
Coding region: 1-942 (313 amino acids)
Biological process (GO): tetrahydrofolate interconversion
Molecular function (GO): methylenetetrahydrofolate dehydrogenase (NAD+) activity; methylenetetrahydrofolate dehydrogenase (NADP+) activity
Source: RefSeq, a predicted model, not a curated record
AUGGAAGAAUAUAAAGAAAUUAUGCAAAAUAAAAAAGGAAAGGUUGAUGUUACACCCAUUGCAAACUUUUUUAGGGAGGAAGUUAAACAACAAAUUACAAAAAAUUGUUGGAAACCAAGAGUUGUUGCAUUUUUAACAAGUGAUGAUCAAGGUGCAAUUGAUUAUUCAAAAUGGACAAAAUUAGCAUGUCAAAAAGAUGGUAUUGAAUUUAUAUUGAAAAGAGUUGAAAGAGUUGAUUUAGAGGAUUUAAUUAUAGAAGCAAAUAAUGAUUCAUGUGUACAUGGUAUUUUAGUUUAUUAUCCAGUAUUUGGAGGUAUGAUGGAUUCUUAUUUACAAGAUGUUGUUAGUCCAACUAAGGAUAUUGAAGGUUUAUCAACCCAAAAUCGUUUCAAUCUCUAUCACAACAUUCGUUUCAUGGAUGGCGAAACCGCUACCAAGAAAUGUGUCAUACCAUGCACACCAUUGGCAAUGGUAAAGAUAAUUGAUAAUUUAGGAAUCUACGAUAAAUCAUUAGCAAUGGGUGAGCAUUUAAAAGGUAAGACUGUGACAAUCGUCAAUCGUAGUGAAAUCGUGGGUCGUCCAUUGGCUGCAAUGUUGGCAAACGACGGUGCGAUAGUGUAUUCAAUCGAUAUCAAUGGCAUCAUCAUAUUUCAGUCUGGUAAAAGACAUGGUACUAUUAAAAUGUCUGAAACUAAUGUUACACGUGAAGAAGCAAUCUCAAAAUCUGAUAUCCUAAUAUUGGGUGUACCUUCUCCAAACUAUAAAGUAAACUCUGACCUAAUUCAAGAUGGUACUAUUGUUAUAAAUUUCGCUGGUUGUUUAAAUGUUGAUGAAUCAAUCCAAGAGAAAUCAAUUUUAGUUCCAACAAUUGGUAAAGUUACAAUUGCAAUGUUGGAAAGAAAUUUAUUACGUUUAUUUAAUAAUCAAAUUUCAAAUAAAUAA